Molecule: messenger RNA, 1138 nt
Organism: Ruditapes philippinarum (Manila clam)
Lineage: Eukaryota; Metazoa; Mollusca; Bivalvia; Venerida; Veneridae
Product: somatostatin receptor type 5-like
Exons: 3
Coding region: 101-1138 (345 amino acids)
Biological process (GO): G protein-coupled receptor signaling pathway
Cellular component (GO): membrane
Molecular function (GO): neuropeptide Y receptor activity; peptide binding
Source: RefSeq, a predicted model, not a curated record
UACGGUAUAGAAUGUGCAGAGCUGUUCAAUAUCAUCAUGGAAUGAUACAUCUAUAGAUUUUGGAAUUUUAUUAUGAAAUGAAAACAAACGAGUUCUGAGGAUGUCUAAAAGUCUGCUAGAUCCAGCGACGAACGAGUCUGUGUUUACCUUCUUAUCAGAAUUCAAUAGACCGUGGCAAGGUCAGACUGUCAUAGAAGUAAUUAUUUUGUCGUUGAUAUUUGUGGCGGGAAUGACUGGUAACAUAAUGGUCCUUGCAGCUAUUAUUAGAAACAAGAAGCUGCAGACAGUAACAAAUUUUUUGAUUUGUAACCUAGCAACCACCGACAUAUUGUUUGCAAGUGGCAUUCCAUUUAUCGCUGUAACCCGGGUAACACAACAUUGGAUUCUUGGCGAGUUCGUUUGCAAAUUCGUGACAUAUAUGCAGUUUGUGUCGGGAGUGUGUUCUAUUGUAACAAUGGUUAUGAUCAGUGUAGAACGUUUUAUAUGUAUUUGCCUAGUAAAUAAAUAUAAAAUACAAAAACGAGACGUGGUCUUCAUCAUCGCCGGGAUAUGGUGCCUGUCUGCUGCGUUUCCGGUUCCUGUUGCCCUAUCACAGACUGUGCGGACAAUUCUUAUAGUAGACAAGUCUUUUAAGUUUUGUGGCGUUCAGUGGUCAGAUGACUUUCACGCCGAGGUAUAUUUAGGUUUCAUGGUGUCGUUUUUCUUUUUUAUCCCAUUAAUUGUUAUCUCAGGAUUCUAUUUAAGGAUUUGGAACGUGGUGAAAUCUUCAGAUUCUCGAACACAAGGCGUCAACGGAAGAUCUAAAAAUUCAAUAAGAAAACAAGUUCGGCUUGUUAAAAUGUUUUGUUCAAUAGUAAUAUUGUUCGUGUUGAUGUGGUUGCCAUUUUUCAUCGUAAGUUUUCUUGGUGUACAUUACAAACAGAUAACAUCAACACAUUUUACAAUCACGCUAAUUCUCGCGCUAGCGAACACGUGCCAGAACCCAGUUAUAUACGGGUACUUUAACCAUCGUUUACGAGAGGAGUUCCGAAUCAUGUGUUGUAACAGAUUCAAAGGACUGGGCGUUGGCACACAGUCUGCUUAUGUUGUUCAAGGGACAGAACUAGGCAGUGUUUGCAAUAACUCUUCUACGGUAUAG